Messenger RNA from Penicillium oxalicum, 990 nucleotides. RefSeq names its product UbiA family prenyltransferase. NCBI's taxonomy places the organism in Eukaryota, Fungi, Ascomycota, Eurotiomycetes, Eurotiales, Aspergillaceae. Gene Ontology annotation, cellular component: membrane. The coding region runs from base 1 to 990 and encodes 329 amino acids. Gene Ontology annotation, molecular function: transferase activity, transferring alkyl or aryl (other than methyl) groups. The transcript is spliced from 2 exons. The record is from RefSeq and is a predicted model, not a curated record.
AUGGUUUCUCUGAAAAUGGAGAAAGUCAAGAAACAGGAUCCUCUUCUCUCCGCGAUUGUGACCGGCUAUUCCAUCGUGCUUAAUGAGAUAAACAUCACACUCUCUCUCCUCAGCAGCAAUUGGACUGCUCAUUGUGGAAACUCAGCGGUGUGUUUCUCGGCCCGGUCUCUCAGCGUUGGCAUUUCCCUCGAGAAUUUUGCGAGGCUCCUUCCGGGUGUGGCCAUGAUGACAUUUGCGUUUUCUUACGCAUUUGACAUUGCCAAUCAAGCCUUCUCCGUUGAAGAAGAUGCCAUCAAUAAACCUGAUCGUCCUAUCGUGUCGGGAAGACUCUCCAUUGAAAGUGCCUAUGCCCGAUGGUUCUUGACCUGGACUUCCUUUCCGGUCGUGGCUCAUUUCAUGGUCAAUGGAUCUGCUGCUACAAUGAUGAUUAUAUGGGAGCUUUGGGUACUUGUGUUUUAUGUCUGGCCAAAGUUGGAUCAUUGGGCCGCUCGCAAUUUGUUCACUGCUGUGGGCGCUAUUAUCCAACUGAGUCUUUUGGACGCUUUCCUCACAAGGUUCUACCCAGACUACCUGGCGGAUACCUCACUGGGUUAUUUGCUCUUCUGGUGGCUAGUCUUGACUAUUCAUGUUCAAGAAUUCCACGAUAUGGAGGGUGAUAGGGCCACUGGGCGACGUACCCUGCCAUUACUCAUCGGCCCAAGACACCAUUUGACCCUUCGGGUAGCAACUGCCACCGGAAUGAUCAUAAUGAUGGUGAUCAACAUUCUGCGAGCCCGAGCAGAAUGUAGUCAUUCGUUUUACAACAUGCCGACUGAGAUUUUUAUUCUCGCCGUAAUUCACCUAGAGACAAUGGCUGUUGUUGCUGUGCGCCUAAUAAUGAUGCGUUGGAAAGAGGCCGAUAGGCUUACAUACAAGUAUUACUAUACACUAGCAACAUAUGCUAUGUUACUAUUCAGCUCUGUUAUGGAGGGGGUCACUAGGGAAUUGUGA